AUGUCGUUCCUUGGCGGGGCAGAGUGCUCGACGGCGGGCAACCCACUGAGCCAGUUCACCAAGCACGUACAGGAUGACAAGUCGCUACAAAGGGACCGUCUCGUAGGCAGGGGCCCCGGAGGCAUGGAGAGCAUGCGAAGUCAGAUGGGAGCCCCGCAAGACGCUCCCGCACACCUCGGUCCUGCCUUCCAAGACUCGCCCUUUGCCAUGGACCAGAUGCGCCGCGAGCUCGACCAGGCAGCUUCNCCCGCACCCGCCCACUGGGCCGCCGAGUUCGAACCUCAAAUGUCCGACCAGGCUGGCCCUGCAUUCGCCCACCAGAACAACGGAGCCUUCAACCCUCAGGACUUUGCUCGUUUCCAGCAAACAUCAGCCGCGAGGACGGCCAGUCCGCUCGGCAAUGUCCAACAAACACCCAUGUCACGCUAUCAAUCACCCAUGCAAUACGGUGGCAUGUACGGCAACGGCAUGGGUAUGAGAAUGGGCAUNGGGGGUAUGGGAAUGACCGGCAUGGGCAUGAAUGGCAUGCAAACGCCGCAAGACCAGCAACAACAAUCCAAGGGCAAAGAACGCAUGGUCGAGCUGGACGACAAGGACUGGGAAGCUCAAUUCGCCGAGCUGGACGCCCCACAAGAACAACAGGACGCUCAGCUCGAUGCAGAGGCUAAUGCCGCCAUGGAGGCAGAGCUGAACGCCAUGGACAGGUCAGUUGAUCCCGGUCAGAGUGAAACGCUGUUUGGCGACUUCGAGUCGGUAUGGCAGGGCAUCCAAGCUGAGACGACCCAAAACAGAGACUUUGUCACAACCGAUGCCUUCGGCGACGCAACCGACCGUUUCGACCAAUGGGAUGGCUUUGACGGCCUCAACACACAUCGCGAUCCCUCGCUGGGCGAUUACAUGUUCGAAGAUGACAAUCCCUUUGCCGAAUUAGCCAACCCUUAUGACGAGGGCAUCAAAAUCAUGCGUGAAGGCGGCAACCUCUCACUCGCUGCCCUAGCCUUCGAGGCCGCUGUACAGAAAGAUGCGGACCACAUGGGUGCUUGGACAGCUCUCGGCCAAGCCCAAGCACAGAAUGAAAAGGAGUCACCGGCCAUCCGCGCUCUGGAACACGCUCUGAAACUCGAUCCCAACAACCUGGAAGCUCUGAUGGGUUUGGCUGUAUCAUACACAAACGAGGGCUACGAUAGCACAGCUUACCGAACACUCGAACGCUGGGUCGCCACAAAAUANCCCUCCCUUAUCAACGCCCCUCUUUCCUCUCAAGAUGAUGAGAUCGGCUUUACUGACCGUCAUGCCCUGCAUGAAAAAGUGACAGACUUGUUCAUCCAAGCCGCACAACUAUCUCCGCAUGGCGAGCAGAUGGACCCUGACGUCCAGGUUGGCUUGGGCGUCCUCUUCUAUGGCGCAGAAGAGUACGACAAGGCGGUCGAUUGCUUUGGUGCUGCCCUGGCCUCAACCGAAGAAGGCAGCACAAAUCGACAAGAAGAGUUGCAUCUUCUCUGGAACCGUCUCGGCGCCACACUCGCAAACUCUGGCAGAUCGGAAGAGGCCAUCGACGCCUACUCCCGUGCGCUGGAGAUGCGACCCAACUUUGUCAGAGCACGCUACAAUCUAGGUGUAUCGUGUAUAAACAUUGGGUGUUACGAAGAAGCGGCACAGCACCUCCUCGGUGCUCUGGCGAUGCACCGCAUCACGGAGAAAGAGGGCUUGGAGAAGGCACGACAGGUGGUUGGCGAUAACAACAUGACGGAUGCGAAACUGGAAGCCAUGAUCACCCAAAACCAGAGCACAAAUCUCUAUGACACGCUGAGGAGGGUGUUUGCGCAGAUGGAACGCAGAGACCUGCAAGAGCUUGUUGGACCCGGCAUGAACCUCGAGGAUAUGAGGCAGCAUUUUGAGUUCUAG
Molecule: messenger RNA, 1905 nt
Organism: Aureobasidium vineae
Lineage: Eukaryota; Fungi; Ascomycota; Dothideomycetes; Dothideales; Saccotheciaceae
Source: the annotation of a GenBank genome assembly